AUGCGCUCUUCUACACCUCCAACUCGAUCAUCUCCACACCAAUUUCAUACCUCGCACAACACGGCUUCUUCUUCACCGGCAUCGUCGUCGCCGCUGCCGUUGCUGCCCACCUUGCCGUCUUCCACGCAGGUAGCGUCUGCAGAUACCCUUACCAAUGCGGCAACUCGUGCGGUAGCAUCAUCGUCAUUGCCCCUAGCUACGCCACCUUCUGUGAUCUCCCCCGAAGUCACAGCAGGCCCAUCCAAAUCUGCUCUAGCACCACCCGCACCUGACUCGUCGUCGCCCACACCUAAUGCUACACAGGUGCACGCGACUUCCACCAUGUCGGACGCGGCCAGCGAGUCGCGCGACGACGAUCCCUCGGCGCUAAACGCAGGCCCCGUCGGCCCCGCCGAGGCUCAGAACGGCACGCAAACAGCGUCCCACUCCACACCUGCACCUGCACCUAACAAAGUCGCCCAGGUCGGCCCGCAAUCCAACAUUGCGUCCCUCCCACUUUCCGUCACAGAUCCUUCUACAUCACUAUCCGCAAGCACGAGUCCAGGAGCGCAAACUGCUCAACCCACCUCCACCGUCAGCACACUCCAACUCGCAUCCGAUGCCCUCUCCGCCAUCCCGCCGUCUAAUCAUUCAGACCCUGCUUCGGCCUCGGUCCCCCCCGCGGCCGCGGAAUUGCUUUCCGCCAUUCAUCGCCGGAACAAAAAGGCACCUGCCGUUCAAAGUCCGCAUCCAGGCGUCUCCCGCUCCCGCAGCCUUGCUACCACUCCCGUUCCACCCUCCCUCCUCUUUGGUAUCAAGCACGACUCGCUCGAUGGUACUGCCAACUCCUCACGUGCCACCACUCCCACACGUACUCCGUCAGGGCGCGCGAAGCGUCAGAGACGUGAACGCAAUCCGGCUACGCCAGUUGCCUCCGUAUCCGCCUUGCCAAGUCUCGAUCAGAAUGACAGAAGGAGAUCCGCGAGAGUCGCCAAGGCUGUCACUACCACUUCUUCCGACUCGUCUUCGCUGCCCAACUUGGCACUAUUCGGCUUCUCCCCUUAUCUCGAGAACCUCGUCUUCAAUGCGAAAGACUCGGAUCGUCGCACCCGCUCUGGAGGCAGGGGCUUCCGUCCACCCAUCGAGCGUGGUCCUACCAAACUCAAGCGUACGACCACCAAGAACAAGGUCAAGGAGACAGAUCCCGAAGGCCCCGAUGACGACGCAAAGCUAGAACUCUAUCGUCAGCUUUGCAUCAUGUCCUACCAGCUGCAGGCCCAUCUCGACAUGGUUCCACACAAGUCGCUUGUUCAACUUCGCUCCCAAUUCAACUCACCCUCGCCCGAUGAUGACGAUCACCUCGAUGCGAAGCUAGCUCCACCAAACAUUACCAAAGGCGCUCCGGGCGCUUCUCUUGAUCCCAGUCGCGCAGCUACACCGGCAGACUACUUUGGAAUGCACGACCUACAACCUGCUCCCAGCGCGAGCACCUCUACCCACACGCAGUCCAUCCUUGUCAAAGCCGAGCCUCCGCAGUCUCCACCACUUUCGAUCAGAGCGCCCCUUCCGCCUCGGCCAGCCUACUCACCCGAAUCUUCCCCCGAAGUCGCGCUCAUGGACACCGUCCGGCCGAGCUACAACGGUGUCCCUCCGUACUGUCCUAGCGGCUCCCAGGGAAUUUACCAACCCAACGAUGUUCCACAGUCUGACAUUUACACGUGGGCCACCGCCAAAGUCGACGAGCCAGUGGAUCAACCAAUGUCGCCCGCCUUCCGGCCUCGAGGCAACAUCAUGUCCAUCUCUGCGCUCAUGAGUGGACCCAGUCCUUCCAAGCCGCAUUCUCCAACGCCAGAGCUCAUCCCAACGCCGCCGCCCGGACCGCAGGAUUCUUUACCGGUCUUCAUGCAGGAAUGGACGCAGGAGGAUGAAAUGGCUUCGCAGUUUCUACAAGCCUGUGCCGACGCCAUCCCCAAACUGGACACCACCGAGCUCGAUCGGCUCACGCAGAUUGCUCAGCUAGCUGCCUUUGAUCUCGAGAUCCUCUCGGGCCCCUCCUCGCCGCAUGCAUCCACAGCGCCAACCUCGACGACACCUAUCACAGAGCAACAGCAACGCAAUGCGAGCGCGAAAUUUGACCCGAAGCAACUCGAUCCGCUCAAAACGCUCGACACACAAGGCCUUUACGACCGAGAAGAAGCAGAGUAUCUUGCAGAAAUGCAAGCCAACGACGAGCUGUACGAAAACGUGCGGUAUCUGGCUAGCUUCGACCAUGUCGUCGACGAGUGGAGAGCAGGCGAGCUCGCACGGCUUCGACUCCAGCUCGAGAUGCGCAAAGCAGAAGUGGACCGUAUUUGGACGUGCGACCGCAAGCUGGCCUGGUCGACCUUCAUCGACGACCGAGCGGGCGAGCUGUACCGCAAAGCAAUGCUUAAGGCCAGCCAUUCACGGUGGCAGGCCGAGAUGGAGCUCGAUUUGGUUCAAGUGCAUCGCAGAAAGACACGCGGCUUGGCCAAACUCAUCGACGGCAUCUGGGUGCCUGAUGGCGAGGGUAUGGCUGAUGCAGAGGUUGCAGAGCUCUACAAGCGCUACGGCAAGUUUGUCUCUGCAGCAAAGUAUCCCGAGCUCGACGAUCCGCUCGUUCGUGCUGACAUUCGCAAGAUGCAGACUGCGCUGCGAGCACACAAGCGGCACUCGCGAGGGCUGCGGACCGAGGUGCUCGGAAAGCAAUUGGGUCCGCAAGCGGACGAAGCUCAGACGCAGACCAACGACGACUCUGCGGGGCAGGAGGAAGCACACGCAGGUAUUGCAAUGGCCGAGGGACAAGCAGACGGCGUCUCUUUGUACGAUUCUGACUCGGACGAAGACGGUGAGGGUUCGGACGACGAGCAAGACUACGAUUCGGACUCUUCCUACGCCUCCUCGUCAUCGGGCAUCUCAUCGCUGCCUUCGUUCAGCUCGGUGUACAGCUCACCGCGCAUGCAGGCCAUCGACGACGCCGAGGUGGUCAUGUCCUCUCAUGACGGUCUGGUCUCCGAGGUCGUCUCUGUGCGCGAUGGCGACAUCGACUCGGACGAGGAUGCAGACGAAAGUCUGUGGGCCCGACAGAUGCGACUCGCCAAUCAAGUGGCCGAGCUACCCAGAGACGCCCCCAGCGCGAUCGCUUCGGUUGCACAGACUCCUAUGGUCGCUGCUGUGGCGGAAGGCGAUGUCGUCUCUGCGUUGCCUAAUCGAGCUGCGAGUCCCGUCAACUCGAUCAAAGCUCGAAACCGACAGCGGGAGAGCAAGAAAAGGAAGAGACCGCCUCCGCCAGGUGCUCGGCUGUGGAAAAAGGGCCGCGUGCAACAGGAUGGCGAGGGAGCGAAUGGUGAGCAGGUCGAGGAGCACGAGCAGCCGCAGUCGCAGUCGGAGUAUGGGUCUCACCACCAGCAGCUUUUGCAGCCAGAGCAGGGAGGGCAAAGAGGUCACUAUCCGAACGGCGAUAGUCACUACCGAGAUGUCGAGAUGACUGACGUCGAGAUGUCUCACGGCGUGGGCGUAGGUUCCAAAGCGCCGCAGGGAGGGGAUAUGCUCGACUAUGACUACCGCCGUGAUCAGCAUCAGCCGACGCCCAUGCACCACCAUCAGGCGUAUGGCAACUACGGUAUGCGACCCAGCUAUCUCGGCGGUUCCAGUGCCGAAGAGUACGACUAUGGCCGAUCGUUCCACCACGCUGCUCCUCCGCACCUCGAUGCCUACUCGAGCGAUGGCAGAGGGUAUCCGGGCUACGCGCAUCCGUAUGAGCAUGCGGCUACCUAUCCAGCCUAUCCGCACGACGGCGCGUCGAGGGGGUAUAGCAACGGUGCGGGUGUGCCGCAGCAUUAUGGGCGCACACCUCCGUCUCCGGAGCACAUGAUGCACCGCGGCCAUCACGCAGCGUCGGCGUACGGCCAGUAUGAGCAGGGGCCCCCGCCGCGGGUGUAUCCCUCGCAUCCCCCGCCGCCGGCACAACAACAGCAACAACAACAACAGCAGCAGCAGCAGCAGCAGGGUGCCAGUAGGCCGCAGUGGCCCUACUAG
Sporisorium graminicola is the source of this 4035-nucleotide messenger RNA. RefSeq lists its product as uncharacterized. The record is from RefSeq and is a predicted model, not a curated record. NCBI's taxonomy places the organism in Eukaryota, Fungi, Basidiomycota, Ustilaginomycetes, Ustilaginales, Ustilaginaceae. Bases 1 to 4035 code for a protein of 1344 amino acids. The transcript is spliced from 2 exons.